AUGGCCAACAUGGCCCUCCAGCUGCUCGGCUUCUUCCUCAGCCUCCUGGGCCUGCUGGGGACACUCAUGGCCACGCUGCUGCCGCACUGGCGGCGUGCGGCGCGCGCGGGCACCACCAUCCUCACUGCUGUGGCCUAUGCAAGAGGCCUCUGGAUGGAGUGCGUGUGGUACAGCACCGGCGUCUACCAGUGCCAAGGGCACCGCUCCGAGCUGGCGCUGCCACCGGACCUGCGCGCUGCCCGCGCCUUGAUGGUAGCCUCAUGCGCCCUGUCCGUGCUGGGGUGCGCCCUGGCCGCCGUGGGCAUGGACUGCACGCCUCCCGCCACGCUCAGCGUGCUGGGCGGCGCGCUGCUCUGCGCCGCGAGCUGCCCAGCGGCGCCCGACCCACCGCGGCCCCGCGGGGCUGCCGCCUCCAGCGCGCCACAAGCCGCCUACAAGGGAGGCCGCGCGUCCUCGCGGGCAUCCGCUUCCCACAGCGGCUACAGAUUAAGGGACUACGUGUGA
Messenger RNA from Tinamus guttatus (white-throated tinamou), 504 nucleotides. RefSeq names its product claudin 14 (gene CLDN14). NCBI's taxonomy places the organism in Eukaryota, Metazoa, Chordata, Aves, Tinamiformes, Tinamidae. Gene Ontology annotation, molecular function: structural molecule activity. Gene Ontology annotation, cellular component: bicellular tight junction; membrane. The record is from RefSeq and is a predicted model, not a curated record.